CUCUGUUCUUCUGUUCCCAAAAACUCCGAUCUUUUUCUUUUCUUUUCCUUCACCGCUUCCCACUGACCAAACCCUAAUAAAUUGUCCGAACCAGAUAGCGUAGCAUCGGAAUUUUUUGCCCGGAAAAUUCUUGGUCUAGAAAUCGAUGGAGAUUCACUACAGUAGCAGUUACUUCGAAAGGCGCCCCAUAAUCAGGUCCAAUGCGCCAGCUGCUAAGUGGGUUAAAGAAUGUUGGACAUGUAUUACGCUAACGAUCGGCGCAAUGUUCCUGCCAGGGUUCCCCAAGAUGUUGUAGCCACUGGGGGGAAAUGCAUGCUCUUAAGAUGGGUUAGAGAGGAUGCCUUGAAGGCAUUGCAGGAAAAGGAAAAAGAACCGGCUGUACCUGAACCGGAACCAGAGCCAACUACUGAAGUGCUUUUUCUUUGCAGCUAUGAAGGAUGUGGAAAGACGUUCAUUGAUGCCGGUGCAUUGAGGAAACAUUCUCACAUUCAUGGAGAGAGACAAUUUGUUUGUCACUAUGAGGGGUGUGGAAAGAAAUUUCUUGAUAGCUCAAAGUUGAAAAGACAUUUUCUCAUUCACACAGGGGAGAGGGAUUUUGUGUGUCCCCAUGAAGGCUGUGGCAAGGCCUUCUCUCUGGAUUUCAACUUAAGGUCUCACAUGAAAACACAUUCACAAGAGAACUAUCAUAUCUGUCCGUACUCAGAUUGCGGAAAGAGAUAUGCUCACGAAUACAAGCUAAAGAAUCACAUUGCCUCUCACCAUGAAAAGAAUGCAGCACUGGAGGUGCCGAAGUAUACUCCGCCUUCAGAGAGACAACCAAAAACUACUAAACAUUCUGGCACAGCAUAUGGUUCUGCAUCGUCAGAUCGCCCCUAUGCAUGCCCUUAUGAAGGAUGUGAAAAAGCCUACAUUCAUGAAUACAAGCUUAAACUCCAUUUGAAGAGGGAACAUCCUGGGCAUAUGUCUGAUGAAAAUGCAGAGCAUGCUCAAGCUAAUCUUGAUAAUGAAAUGGAUGAAGCAAGCGAUCAAGAUGCCUAUGGUGGCAAGCGGUCAAAUGGUAAAAUUCAGAAGCAAAGUAAGCUAAAACCAAACCUUAAGUUGCCUCCUUCCAAAAUCGCCAAACGCAAAGCACCGCCACCUACUCCUGCCACCAUAGCCGUAACAAAGAAACAUUGGUCUGUGAAUGUGAGAGAGGAGGCUUACAACGAAGAAGACAGCGAAGAAACAGAAGAGGAGGAUCGCGACAAUGUUGAAGAUGGUUGGAGAUAUGCUGGCAACAAUGACGACGAUGAUGAAGAAACAGAAUAUGAAGACUGAGAUACUUGUGGCAUCCUCUGCCACUAUUUGAAUAUUUGUCUUUGUAUUGUUCUUCUACAAAAUUUUUCCCUCAUUUCAUUUAGUUCACCAAAGGACAGUUUCAUGUUAUACAAGACUGUAUUUGCUGUUGGAAAAUUAUAAUUGUUAGGAAGAAGAAUUAUAUUAGUUAAUAA
This is a messenger RNA of Arachis stenosperma, 1490 nucleotides long. RefSeq names its product zinc finger transcription factor YY1-like. Lineage: Eukaryota; Viridiplantae; Streptophyta; Magnoliopsida; Fabales; Fabaceae. Bases 229 to 1317 code for a protein of 362 amino acids. Gene Ontology annotation, biological process: regulation of transcription by RNA polymerase II. Gene Ontology annotation, molecular function: DNA-binding transcription factor activity, RNA polymerase II-specific; RNA polymerase II cis-regulatory region sequence-specific DNA binding. The transcript is spliced from 6 exons. The record is from RefSeq and is a predicted model, not a curated record. Gene Ontology annotation, cellular component: transcription regulator complex; PcG protein complex.